CUGCUCUUUAAAUAUCCGCCCUAUCAACUCCCACAUUAUUUCGCCUCGUCUCAUAAUCACACGCUACUAGUCGGCCGAGAAACGGGUCGCCAUGUCGAAUCCAAACCAACUUUACCUCCUAGCCGACCAUAUCAAACUAUCGCUACUAGAACGGCAACGAGCGCAGAGCCUCAAUCUCGAUGGUGAUUCCAAAGAUGGACACAUCUCCAGAUCCUUAGACCAAUUCCGAGAUGGACUAGAAGCAUUAGAUAAAGAGCAGAAAAGGCUAGAAGAAGCCGGCGAUGAAGAUGGCGCGCUCACCAUCUCCGAUGCCCUGCCCGGUCUGCAGAAGCAAUACAACGACCUAACCUCCCAAUUCCACGGUUUCUCCUCCCCAGGAAGCGAGUCCACACUCACGCACCCGAACGACCCGACCUUAACCAGCGACUUCGAACACGCCACCACAUCACCAACCCGCGACACUCCCGCAGCCGCAUCAUCAUCAUCAACCUCAAACCUGCGCCCCAAAGGGGCCCGCACAUCCUCCAAAACCGUGCGCUUCACCGACAACCCCUCGUCCGCGCCCGCGGACACCGACCUCGAAGCGCAACUCUUCGGAAACCGGUACCGAGACAACCCCUCCGACGACAAUAUGGGGUACCGAGACGAAGCAGCCGGUAUGGACAACACGCAGAUCCACGCGUACCACCAACGAAUCCUCGACCAACAAGACGAACAACUCGACGCGCUGGGGGCGAGUAUUGCGCGCCAGCGCGAGCUUAGUAUGCAGAUUGGCGAUGAGUUGGACGAGCAUGUAGCUAUGCUCGACGAUGUGGAUCGUACGGUUGAUCGCCACACGUCGCGGCUCGAUCGGGCGAAACGGCAGAUUGGGCGUAUUUCUCGGGCUGCGGGGGAGAGCAAGCAGAUGAUUUCGAUUGUUAUAUUGAUUAUUAUUUUGGUGUUGCUCAUUGCGAUUUUGAAAUAAGUCGGCUGUAAUGCAUGGAGGAGGGGAAGAGGAGAGAAAAGGGGAGCAAAAUGGGUUGAUUUGGCUGGACUUGAUCAAUCAUCCACCAAGUCUUUCGUUGUAUCUGGCAUGGCAUUGGCGUAGCAUGGCGUUUAUCAUGGAAGACCUAUGGUUUUCUGAUUUUGAAAUGUGUUAUAUUAUACUAUUACAGUGGACGGCGAACCACGGACUUCGAAUGGACUCUCUUUGGUAUUUGUUAUAUAUAGAAUCAUGGGCCACUUAUAUAUCUAUCUAAUGAUUCUAGAUCCUCCAUCCUACAAAGGCAUAUUGCUUUAUAUACCAACUCUCGAAAGUUAUUAACAGGAGAUAAUAAUCAUGUUGAUUACAGCAUUCAAAAAUCAC
Messenger RNA from Hypoxylon trugodes, 1345 nucleotides. Its product is annotated as v-SNARE. Gene Ontology annotation, cellular component: endomembrane system; SNARE complex. Bases 92 to 964 code for a protein of 290 amino acids. The record is from RefSeq and is a predicted model, not a curated record. Gene Ontology annotation, biological process: vesicle fusion; intracellular protein transport. The transcript is spliced from 2 exons. Gene Ontology annotation, molecular function: SNAP receptor activity; SNARE binding. Lineage: Eukaryota; Fungi; Ascomycota; Sordariomycetes; Xylariales; Hypoxylaceae.